Messenger RNA from Phytophthora nicotianae INRA-310, 1128 nucleotides. RefSeq lists its product as hypothetical. Bases 1 to 1128 code for a protein of 375 amino acids. Gene Ontology annotation, molecular function: nucleic acid binding. The transcript has 3 exons. The record is from RefSeq and is a predicted model, not a curated record. NCBI's taxonomy places the organism in Eukaryota, Oomycota, Peronosporomycetes, Peronosporales, Peronosporaceae.
AUGGAGCGACGAGAGCGGGAUGAAGGCCGAGUAGACUCUGGGGUGACGGACGAGGACUCGUUCGAGAUCCGAUUUCCCGGAAACUCUUCAGACGGUGGUUCAAAAGGUGACCACGACGACAGCGAUAUCAACGAAGAGUCGGCCGAGCGCCUACAGGAACCACGCGGUGAAACAAAGGUGAUGAACACAGCAUCGUGGGUUCAGCUGAUAUCUGAUGUUGGAGAUGACGCAUCAAGUACAAUGACGAAGGAAACCACGAUUGUAUCGGAUGGCAAGCGUCCAAGCGGCGACUCAUCAGCCUCUUACAUUGCGACUAUUGAAAACGAAGGCACAACCACCGGUCCAGAGGAGAUACGCGCUUCGUUAAAGGUGCUGGACACGUUUGCGAGCGUUCGUUUGGGGCCUGGAGUCAAAGCCACGCCAGCGGAGGAGGCGAUAGUCACGUUGGACGAAGGGUACAUAUCAGUAACCCACGUGUUGACAACUGAAGAAAACGAAAUCUCGGAUGACACCGGUAGGCACUACGUAAAGCUGCCGCGCGACUACCGAGGAUUCGUUAUGUCUUUUGGCGGAUCAGCCAAGACCGAUCAAUAUGUGAUCUCUGCGAACGCUUGUCUCCCGUCCACCACGGUGAACCUCGCCUCAUACACUGGGAUGAAUAAUGGUGUCAAGGCAGCUUCAGCACACGGUGCCGAGGAUUUAGUCGUCGUGGGCGACUCAAGGCUUCCGACUCCACAGUCACUAGGGGCAGGUCAAAAGGGGUCUCUGCUUACGGAAAAGUUUCGGUCGGCCAAGUACCGUCACAUAGUAAAGGAAUACAAUGCUGCCGCGGAUUCACUGGCCACCGAAGCUCUCGAGUCCAAGAUUUGCAGGGUCGUGCUUGCUGAAGCUCGUAAAUCCGAAUUGGCUACCCUGAAUCGCAUCCAGGAGGUGAUCUACGAGCCGCAUGAAGAUGAAGGCACGACAAAGGUGGGACCACGUAAUUUGGAGCAUUGUGAACGUGAUCUGACCGGUAGCGACGAUUGUCAGCUGGAAGCUGCCGGAAAAUGCAUUCAAUACGACAUUUCGGGUGAUUUUGGCGAUUGUGGUAAAAUUUGCAGAAAUACCUCGAAGUCAGGCGAGCACUAG